AUGUUACAUCAACUCAAAAUACAUGUAGAAAACGAUACGCUUAUUAUGCGUGGAAGCCCUGAAGAGUCUGUUGGUUGUGUAUUGCGUGGUUGUGUUGUUCUUCAUGUAAAAGAAAGUAUGAAGGUCAAAUCAGUCAGUUUAAAUCUUGUAGGAAGAAUAAAGAUACAAUGGAAUGAACGCAAUCACCAGCACAAGAAAGAAUUCAACAUCUUAGAAAACGAUUGGCACUUUUUAUCACAUCAAAAGAAGCUCCAUACAUUAACACCAAACACCUACAAAUAUCCUUUUGAGUAUGUCUUUCCUGGAAACCUAGCAGAAACCAUCGAAUCUUAUUCGUACGGCUCUGUGUCGUACAAACUCAAAGCUGUUGUUGACCGACCUGCUUUUUCACCCAAUUUAAUUGACCGUCAAUCCCUUCGAGUUGCUCGUCAAUUCACCCCAUCUUACCACAUGUCCAAUAUUCCAAUGCAAAUAUCAAACGAAUGGACAGAUAAACUAGACUACAAGAUAUCUGUGCCCAAGAGAAUUUAUAGUCGAGGCGAACAAAUCUCUAUUGACGUCUCACUCUUCCCAAAACUCAACUCUGGACUCCAUGUGCGCUAUUUGUCGGUUUUCCUUAAAGAGUACACAACUUUCGUGUUAGGUGGUACAGCAAGCAUUCACCAUACAGAAUCACGAAUCAUUCGCUUCUUUAGAGAUGAAUCAUUCCCUUCCGAUGGGUUACACUGGCACAAGACCGAAAUCAUGACUGUACCACAUUCAUUUGAUUCGAUACAGUGUGAUACGCACAACCAAUUCUUCAAGAUAGAACAUAAGCUCAAGUUUACCAUGUCCUUAAUCAACAAAGAGGGCACUAUUUCAGAACUAAGAGCCACAAUGCCUAUUGAUAUUAUUAACCAAAAGAUUGAAGAUACAGAACAAGAAAAUGAAUUGCCUACAUACGAGAAUGCUUGGAGAUCUGCACUUUAUUCACCU
Gilbertella persicaria is the source of this 975-nucleotide messenger RNA. RefSeq lists its product as uncharacterized. Lineage: Eukaryota; Fungi; Mucoromycota; Mucoromycetes; Mucorales; Choanephoraceae. The transcript is spliced from 2 exons. The record is from RefSeq and is a predicted model, not a curated record. Gene Ontology annotation, cellular component: cytoplasm; plasma membrane; cytosol. Gene Ontology annotation, biological process: ubiquitin-dependent endocytosis. Gene Ontology annotation, molecular function: protein-macromolecule adaptor activity; ubiquitin protein ligase binding. The annotation marks the transcript as partial.